AUGGAAGUAGUCCAUGGUGCCUUAGACCAAGGAACUAUACCAAGGUCUCUGCUCAUAAAUAUGAGAUUUCCUGGGUUUAACCAGUACUGGUAUUGUGUCACUUCAGCCACAAUACCACCGCUACCGGCGACCAUGGAUGAUGGAUCUCCGCAUCCACAGUGCACCGAGAUCAGCCCCUACGGCUUAAACAGACUCAGUUCUUCUAUAGAUGGUCAUUGCUAUCAUAAUUACUGUUCCUACUCCAAGAAUGAUACUUCGAGUAGCGGUGAAGAUGAUGAAGAAGAACUAAAGAAGCAUCGUUUAUCAUUAACUAAAAAGAAACAAAUAUUAGCUAGUAGAAAAGAACGGCGUGAGGAUUUAGAAGAAAAACGUAAACAAGCAAUGCAAGAUCAACACGAUGAAAAACGACACGACCUGGCAAGCAACUACUUUAACAUUACACCUAGAAUGGAGCGGAAAUCAAGAAAAUUCAAGACUCAAAGUAAAGUGUACGAGGUCACAUUCAAACCGUAUGACCAGCCAUAUGACUUUACCUACGAACUAUUCAAUGCUAUGGUAGACAAGAUGAAAGAGGAGUGUCAGACCAAGCCUGGAGAUAAAGUUCGAGUCUCUAUUGAUCAUCCCGGUUUGAAACUUGGAAUACACGUCCCAUUUGACAAUGCGUCAGCAGUGACAGGAGAAACUGUACUUCAAGAAAUUGAAAAUGUCAUGCAAAGCAAUGAAGAUUUCAAUAUUCAUGAUGGUCAACUACAUGCUGAAAUUACUCCUAUUCCCAUGCCUGAAGGAUCCGGCAAAGCCAGACGAAAUAUGCAUCAUGGAUCACAUGUCACUAUAGAGAACAUGACUCAACUUAAACGGAGUGUCAUGCAAGUUGACAAUCCUAAUGACAGCAUAUGCUUGGCACGAUCCAUCGAAGUAGGUAUAUGCCAUGCACAAAAAUCAAAUACCGAGGAAUGGAAGAAACGAUGGAACAUGAUACGACAAUCCAAGAAAAGUUUACAGCAGAAGGAAGCUCAGACGCUAUUGGAUAGUGUUGGGAUCGGAUACGACCAGCCGUGCGGAAUAGAGGAGUACCAGAAAAUCCAGACCAAACUCUACCCAGACUACAUUAUCAAGGUUCACACGCAAAAUGUUAAAGGUGAACCUUUGUUUACCCCACCCACCAUGAGGAAAGGGAGUAAAGUCAUACACGUAUACUACCACGGAGGACAUUAUGACACCAUCACUUCGAUCAAGGGAUUUUAUGGACAUAGUUAUUAUUGUGAAUACUGUGACAUUGGCUAUAACAAUCUAGAACAACACAAGUGUAAAAACAUUUGUCAGUGUUAUUCAACGGAAUCUGGCGUACAGGUGGUUUGUAGUGACUGUAGGAUAACUUUUAAAAGUGUUGAAUGUUAUCACAAGCAUAAGCAAAUCACAGGUCACAAAAAGAAAAGUAUUUGUGAAUCCAUAUGGCAAUGUCAGUCUUGUCAUGGUAUUGUUGUAGGUACAAAGAAAAGUCAUGUUUGUUCAGGGUCUAAGAAAUGUAGAUAUUGUAAGGACAUUGUUGGACCUAAUCACGAAUGUCAUAUACCAAACUAUGUUUCGCCUGAAUCUGAAGGUCAUUCAGAUUACAUCUUUUUUUAUUUUGAGAGUCGGUUCGAUACAAGUGGGCACAUAUUUAAUUUUUGUUGUGCUCAACGCUUUUGCGAUGAAUGUAUCCAUAAGGACAUCAUUGAACUGUGCGAUCACUGCGACAGGUUACCUGAACCCAGGGAUAUGUUGUUUAGGGGUGAUAAUACCGGGGCCGAAUUUUGUACUUGGUUAUUUAAACCCACCCACAAAGGCUCCACGGUCAUAGCACACAAUGUUCAAGGGUAUGAUGGUCAGUUUACCUUGCGGUAUAUUGUCAGUCAUACCACAAUCAAACCCGAGGUCAUCAUGAAUGGAAGCAAACUCAUUUCCCUGAAAUGUCAUGGACUGAGAAAGAUUGAUUCCUUGAGCUUUCUCAGUAUGCCAUUGUCAGCUUUUCCCAAAACGUCUGGUCUUACAGAAAUGGUUAAAGGCUAUUUUCCACAUUGGGCCAAAAAAGCUGAAUACCAGAAUUAUGUGGGACAUUACUUAGACUCGGAGUACUAUCAUCCAGGCGGUAUGAAACCAGAAGCCCGUGAAGUCUUUUUGGAAUGGCACCAGGAAAAGGUCAACACACAGUCCAUCUUUGAUUUUCAAAAGGAAAAGUAUUGCCGAUCAGAUGUAGAUCUUUUAAGGAGGGGUUGUAGUGAAUUUCAACAUCAGUUAAUGGCUAGUGACGAUAUCAAUCCUUUUACCGAAUGUGUCACUUUAGCUCAAGUCUGUUAUUGUGCCCACAAAAACACAUUGCCAGAAAAGAGUUUGGGUAUAAUUUCAGAUGCAGGAUAUCCAAACAAGACCCGUUAUUCCAUUAAAGGCGUACGAUGGUUACAGGCCGAGGCAACUAUCAGAGGAAAACCCAUUCGUCAUGCACUGAACGGUGGAGAAGUCCGUAUAGGUCCUUAUUCUGUUGAUGGGUACAAUGCAGAGACCAACACGAUGUAUGAGUUUCUAGGGUGCUGGACUCAUGUGUGUGAAACAUGCUAUCCAAAGCGUGAAGUCAAGAAUCCUUACUCUUUAAAGACCAUGAAUACAUUGUAUGUAGAGACCUUUUCAAGAUUUGAAUGUUGA
Messenger RNA from Mercenaria mercenaria, 2679 nucleotides. RefSeq lists its product as uncharacterized. Bases 1 to 2679 code for a protein of 892 amino acids. The transcript has 2 exons. The record is from RefSeq and is a predicted model, not a curated record. Gene Ontology annotation, molecular function: nucleic acid binding. NCBI's taxonomy places the organism in Eukaryota, Metazoa, Mollusca, Bivalvia, Venerida, Veneridae.